Messenger RNA from Thamnophis elegans (Western terrestrial garter snake), 3359 nucleotides. RefSeq names its product ubiquitin specific peptidase 16 (gene USP16). Gene Ontology annotation, biological process: regulation of cell cycle; regulation of gene expression. Gene Ontology annotation, cellular component: nucleus; cytosol. The record is from RefSeq and is a predicted model, not a curated record. The coding region runs from base 123 to 2594 and encodes 823 amino acids. Gene Ontology annotation, molecular function: zinc ion binding; cysteine-type deubiquitinase activity; cysteine-type endopeptidase activity. NCBI's taxonomy places the organism in Eukaryota, Metazoa, Chordata, Lepidosauria, Squamata, Natricidae. The transcript has 18 exons.
CAGUGACAGGAGAUGUUUUCCAACUCGCUGCGUGGAACUUUUUUUUCCCCCUCAGCGGCCCCUUGAACUUCUGUCUCUAACUCGCAGAAGUUUGAUGUGAAAUUAAAGCCUGUAUUGCUCUAAUGGGAAAGAAGCGAACAAAAGGAAAAAAUAUUCCUGCAGAUGUCUCACCAGAUGUACUGGGACCAACAUGCAAGCACCUUCGCAAAGGAUUGGAACAAGGUCUUCUCAAAAAAGUGUUGCAGACUGUGGACUUGAAUUCCUGUCAGGAUUGCCAGAUAGAUGACAAUAAGACAGAUGAAAAAUCUGAUAGUGCAGAAGACAAGCCAUCAAUAUGGUUAUGUUUAAAAUGUGGCCAUAGGGGUUGUGGCAGAAAUUCUCAAGAGCAACAUGCCUUAAAACACUAUGAAACACCAAGAUCAGAACCUCACUGUUUGGUUCUUAAUGUGGAAAACUGGUGUGUCUGGUGCUACUUAUGUGAUGAGGAAAUACAAUAUAGUUCAUCUACUCGACUGGGCCAGCUUGUGGAUUUUAUUAGAAAACAAACUUGUGUGAACAUUGCAAAUACAGCUUCUAAAAAUGAAGAAAAACCUUUGGAAAACAAAAAACUUAAAGACCACAAAAAUGAGGAAGAAAAGGAGAAGAAAGAAAUCUUGUUCAAAGACAAUAAAAAUCAAUUAAAUGGCAAUUCAGAAAUGACGGUGAAAGGUCUUAGCAACCUAGGAAAUACAUGUUUUUUUAAUGCGGUUUUGCAGAAUCUAUCACAAACAUCAGUUCUGAGAGAGUUGCUGAAAGAAGUAAAAAUGCCUGAUUCAACAAUUACACUUAAACCACCAGAAUUCUCAAUAAUGGAACCUUUGGUAGUAAUGCUUGAUUCUCCAAGACCUCUAACACUAGCAAUGUGCCAGUUUCUGGCAGAAAUGCAAGAGACAAAAAAAGGAUCUGUGACCCCUAGAGAACUUUUCUCUCAGAUUUGUAAAAAAGCAACACGAUUCAAAGGAUAUCAGCAGCAGGACAGCCAAGAGUUGCUUAGAUAUCUAUUGGAUGGGAUGAGAACUGAAGAAAUCCAAAGAACAAGUGCUGCAAUUUUUAAGGCACUGAAUAAUUCUGACAAAGAAAACGAAGAGUUGAAAAAAGAGGUUAAAGAAUAUGAAAAGAAAAAGCUAAUGCAUAGUUUUGUGGACCGCAUUUUUGGUGGCGAAUUAACAAGUACAAUCAUGUGUGAAGAGUGUCAAACAGUUUCUUUGGUACAUGAACCAUUUCUUGAUUUGUCACUCCCUGUCUUAAAUGAUCAGAAAAAUAGCAAGAAAAAUAAUGUUAAAAAAUCACAGCAAAAAGAAAUUGACAGUUGUGAAGAAAACAUGGAAAAUGAAUGUUAUGUGAAAGAAAGAGAUGAAAUUCCUGUUACAAGUAAGCAUCUACAGAAAAAGACAAAGAAAAUGGCCAGAAAACAAGCAAAGAACCAACGCCAUCAGCAGAAAUUUCAGGAGAAAGUUAUUCAUCUAACAGAUAGUGAUGUCACUGAAAAAACUGAAGCUGAUCAUGAUUGUAAUAAACAAGCAAUAGAAAGUAACUCUGACAUAAGGUGUCUGAAACCAGAAGAGGAAGAGUCAUUAAACACAUGUGAAGAGCAUUGUGUGGAUAAAAAAUGUGUAGAUGAUCCAGAAAGUACAGUUCAAGUACAGAUCACAGAAAAACAUGUUGAAAAUGCAGACAGUUGCGAUCAAGAGGCAAAUAAUGAAGUCAAUUUGGAUGUUUCUAUAAAAGAGUUUGUUCCCGCUACAGAGUGUGUCAAUAAGUUUAAUGAUUUGCAUCUUAAGGAAGAUAAGGAUGAAGAAGAUGAUAUUAUCAGUGACUUCAGCAAAUUAUUCCUGGAGGAGGAAGAGCCGAGUGAUGAUACAGAUAGUUUGCAUGAAUUUUAUGGUUUUGAAACACAAACAUAUGAAGUAGUAAAUGAAGAUCCAGAAACAGCAUUUUGUACUCUUGCAGACAGGGAUACUGUAAACAUGGAAGAAAAUUCAAUUAUUCAUUGCUUGAAUCAGUUUACUCAUACUGAGAAACUUUGUGAAAACAACAAAUUGCUUUGUGAAGUGUGCACCCGGAAUCAACUUUGUGGAAUCAAGACAAAUAAAAUAAAUGCCAAGAAAUAUGUAUACACUAAUGCCAAAAAACAAAUGCUUAUUUCUCUCGCUCCUCCAAUUUUAACCCUCCAUUUAAAAAGAUUUCAACAGGCUGGAUAUAAUCUCCAAAAAGUAAACAAGCACAUAUCGUUUCCUGAAGUUAUGGAUUUGGCUCCUUUCUGCUCAACUAAGUGCAAGAACGUAAGAGAGGGGACUUCAGAAGUAUUGUACUCGUUAUAUGGUAUUGUGGAACAUAGUGGGACUAUGAGAUCUGGUCAUUAUACUGCUUAUGUGAAGACAAGUACCACCAGCCAACUUUCUGAUCUUGUCAAUGACAAAAUUCAACAAACUUCAGAAUCUGAGUCACCCAGAAGACAAUGGUUUCAUAUUAGUGACACUCAUGUGCAAGCAGUAUCCCUAUCCAAGGUCCUGAAGUCACAAGCAUAUCUUCUCUUCUAUGAAAGAAUAUUGUAAACUGGAAAAAUUCCAACGUAGGAAAACUUCACCAAAUGUUUAUCAUGUUCAGUUUAUUGUACUUAAAUCUGAAUUUAAACAUAACCUGAAUUAAUAUGAUAGAGGGCAUGUUCUUUGUUCCAUAAACUCAGACAAUUAUUCUCAAUUUUUAAAAAAAAAUCCUUAAAAAUGCAAUAACAUAGAAGUCUAUCAUUAUUACUGUGAGAAAAAUUGAGCUAACAAAUAGUUUGAAAGUUUACUAUCAAUUUAUUUUCAUAAGUUAUGAUAGGUAAGGUGCCCUGCAGAACACAAUUCAGGAAUGUCAAAUUAUAUUUGACUACCCUAUUUGAAAAGCUAAAACACGGUUUACCCCUUGUCUUUUGCAAGGCCCCCUUGUCUUGUCCUUUGUCUUUUACCCCUUGUCUUUUGCAAGGCCCCCUUGUCUUGUCCUUUGUCUUUUACCCCUUGUCUUUUGCAACCCGUCGUCUUUUCCGAGGCAGAGGGCCCCAGUCUCCCAGCCUUUCACAAAUGUCUAUAAAGACCUGGCUCUGCCAUCUUCCUUGGCCCUGACAGAGCAGUAGCUGUGGCUGGUUAGUGCCAUGAAGGUCCUCCCACCUUUUGAUUAGCUUUUCAUGUUGAAUUUUACUAUUUUGCCUCUAUUAAUUUUUAUACUCGGUUGUUUAACAUUUUAUUUGUAUACCGCCAAGAGUGCCUCUGUGAGGGAAAUGGACUGUUUGUAAAUUUGAUAAAUGAGAAAAUAAACAAAUGUUCUCGUAUAUAAAUACA